Prunus avium (sweet cherry) is the source of this 2493-nucleotide messenger RNA. The record is from RefSeq and is a predicted model, not a curated record. NCBI's taxonomy places the organism in Eukaryota, Viridiplantae, Streptophyta, Magnoliopsida, Rosales, Rosaceae.
ACCUACUUUUAAAAAAAAAUCCUAAUUCGGACUUUUCUUGCAUCAUCACAAUCUAGUAUUGAUUACAUUGGGUGGACUCCAUAUGAACCCUAGUUUCUUUCUCCUAUAUUUACAUAUAUAAAGAAGAUAAAGACGCCCUACUUCCCUUGCUUAAGAGUAGUCAUCGCCUCUUGGACCAAAUUAAAAAAAAAAGUCUCAUCGCCUCCAGCAAAAGAAAAAACCAACUUCAGAGACUCAAGCACAGAGAGAGAGAGAGAGAUGAUGAUGAUUCAGACGAAUAAAGCAGUGGUUCCGGGGCAAGUGUGUUUGACAAGGGCGAGGAUUGUUCCAAAUCCGAACCAAACAGCAGGACGACGAUGCCUCCGAAACCUUGUCCAUGUCGCCGGCAAAGGCAAAGGCAAAGGCAAAUUACUAGUAGCUGCACUCACACCAACCCCAACCCCAAUCCAAAGCAUCCAAACAAGAAGAAGAAGUUGCCCUUUAAUGGCUACUUCCCACCCCAACGCUGAAAUCAUCGCCAUUAACAAGAGCUGCCCUUUAAUUGACCAUAAAAUAAACAUCUGCCCUUUAAUCCCGUCCUCCUCCUCCGGCGACCCCUGCCUUGAUCUCUUUUCCAACUCCCUCAGAGCAUUUACCGCAGUUACUAACCCCUGCCUUAAAUAUCUGGAGCAAGUGCUUCCCUUGGCCUGGUCCCACAACCCCCUUACCACCCUCAAGCUUAUCUUCAGCUCCGAGUAUAAAUAUUUUUCUUACAGAAAGUUCGACACGGCCAUCUAUUGGCUCCACCAGAACCACCCCAAAACUCUGCUUAGAAACCUCCACUCUAUUGCCAACUUGCCCAAGGUUCGCAGAUUGGAUAUCCUUGUCCAAAUUCUGCACGUCAUUGUGGUUGAGAAUCGAGGCGGCGGCCUAUACGACAACUCUGCUGCGAGUCUGCAUCUUCAUCCUGAGAGGUAUGACCGUGACCCCGAUUAUAGAUUGUUACACGACCGGGUUGUAGAUAUUUUCGUGGAGCAUUUGAAGUCUGAGAUGGACAAAAUGAAGGAGCACAAGCUGAAACUGACGCCAUCUGAUUACUUAACUGAUGGUGAGGAAGAGGAAGGGGAAGAGGAGGAGGAAGAGGAAGACGACGACGACGACGAUGAUGAUUAUUAUGAUGAUGACGAUGACGGGGAAGAUUAUUAUCCUAAUCUUUUUGUAUCUGCUGCAGUGUGUUGUACUAACAACGACGAGAACUAUGAUGACCUCACCGAAGUCAUUUUUCUGCGUGAAAGCAUUGCGAGGAGGCUUUGCCCGCCAGAAUCAGAUCAAUCAGAAGAGUGGGAAAGGCUAAAGAAGCAGUUUUUGGUGCCCUUGACCAAUUACUACUUUCGAAGAGCCCACCGUCGCUGUAUCCGUCGCGAUCUCCCUGGUGUGGAAGGCCCAAGCCUGGUUAAGAAGUAUUUGGAGGAGGUGAAAGUAGCAGCAGGAGGCGGCAUUGGCACAAUAAAGCCGAAUGCUUUGCUUCCGAAUGAGAUCAUAAGAUAUGUACAAGAUAAGGAUGUCGGGGAAGUGGCGGAGCUUCAUUGGAAGGCAAUGGUGGAGGACAUAAAGCAACAGCAAAUCCAGGAGGGGGACGGUUUGGGCAAAUUCAAAAAUUGGUUGGUGGUGGGCCAAUUACCCGAGCGUUUUGCGAUGGGGUUGGAAAUUCUGGUGUCUGAAGUGAGUGAAGAGCCAUGGAAAGGAAAGAUGAUAAAAUACACUAGUGAUGGAAAAUGUCAGCUAGACUUGAUACAAGGACAUGAUCUUAAGUCCAAGUUCAAAUUCACGUUCAGAUACUUGGAGUCCGAUGAAGGAUGUUAUAGGCAUACAUUAAACGUGGCCUCCAACACCAGGCAGCUGGAGAAGUUGUUUGAUUUGAUUGUGGAAAUAGGUGUGGAUGAGAAUUUGAAGGCAGAGCAGAUGAUCAAGAAGGUGAUUGUGUUCGCUGACCUACCACCACUAUUUAGCCGCUCCUUUGAGUAUGAGUAUGAGUUACUACGGAGCUUGUUUGAGGCAAUACAAAGCAAGUAUGAGGACAAAGGGUACGGGGAUGAUGCGGUGCCACACAUUCUGUUUUGGAAUCUCUUGCACUGUGGGGAGCCUACCUGGAUUUGUAGACGACAUCCAGGUUUCACGCUGUUGAGUGGCUUCUCCACUCAUUUGUACAAGUCCUUCAUGGACAAUGGUGGAGAAUUGGACCUGCACCAUCUCAUGGAAGCAGUCGUCAGUGACAAAGAGUAUCAAACUCUCACUGUGGUCGACUGAUAGAACAAAGUGGAGCUAACCUGUUCUAUCAGUUGGUGGAACGAAAAGAACAAGGACAAUCCAAUCCAACUGCGCGCGCGCGUUUUAUUCUUCGCUGCAAUUCACUCAUAUACUACUAUAUAUCCAUCUUUUAUGUUUGUUUAAUAAUUUGAUUGUUGUGUAGCUUUUUGUAGUAUAAUAUAAUGUCCUCCUCCCCCUCCCCCCGGC